ACUAAGUAAAUAAACGGGUAUUGAAUAAAAAUGGGAGCAGUUAUCCAAGAUGUACAUUCAACAUAUUUUUAUUUUGGUUUAUAUUUGGCUACCGGCUUUGUAAUUACAUUUCUGGCAAUCGUUUUAUUAUACGUUGCAUGUUCGAGAAAAUUUCGUUUGAAUUGGUAUGAAAAAAAUUUGUUGGAAAGGCGCAAUGAUGUGAAAUGUGGAUAUUCAAAUUCCGAUACAAGUAGUAUUCAAUCCAUAUAUCCUUCAGUGGAAACGAUUAGUGAUACAGCAUCGCAUAUUGGACCAGUUGUGGGAACUACAAAUGUGCCAGUCAGUGUUGCAGAGGAAUUGGUACCAAAUAUUAAUGUGGCAAACUAUUCAGCAUAUCCUCGGCCACCAUUAUCGGAUUCUUCGAACUCACCUCAAACUGAUGCCGAAAAAAAUUUUAUAUUCAAUAGUCCAACAAAAUCUCGACAAAUUUCAAUGCAAACAAAGCUAGAUCCUUCAAAAAUAAAUACAUCACUGUAUCAAAAGACAAUUAAAUCUCAACCAUCAUGCGAAUUAAAAUCGGCUGGAAUUGUUCAUUUAAUUCUAUCAUAUGAUGUAACUGCGGGUAUAUUAAAUAUAAAAAUUUUAGAAGUGAAUGAUUUACCUGCAACUGAGUUUAAUGGCACUGCAAAUCCAUACGCUAAAAUACGAUUACUACCCCAUCAUGCAAAUGUUUGGCAAACUCGUGUACAUAAACGUACUUUAAACCCUGUAUUUGAUGAAGAUUUUGUAUUUGAAGUUGAUCCUCAAGAAAUAUCAAAGCACACAAUUGAGGUAACAUUAUGCGAUUUUGUUGCUUACUCAAGACACAGAAAUAUUGGAACAAUUCGUUUACAACUUGGUCACAUUGAUCUUACUCAAACGACUGAUGUGUGGAAAGAGUUAAAACCAUGCUCUGAACGAGAUUUAAAAGCAGAAUUAGGUGAUUUAAUGGUUUCACUUGUAUACUUACCUUCAGCUGAACGAUUGACCGUUACAGUAAUUAAAGCAAGAAAUUUAAAAAUUGUUGACGAAACUCGUACAUCAUCAGAUCCGUUCGUGAAAGUUUCGAUUAUAUUGGAUGGAAAAAGAAUUAAAAAACAAAAAACAAGCUUUCAUCGUAAUACAAUAUUUCCAGUAUUUAAUGAAGCUUUAAUAUUUAAAAUAAGUCGUGAUAUUUUAAAACGUUGCUGUAUUGAAUUUCGUGUAUUUCAUGAUAGUUUACUUGGCGGCAGUGAAUUAAUUGGUACUUGUAUAAUUGGCAGUAACGCGUUUUUACGCUUUCAUGAUCGACAAGUUCAUUCUCAAUUAAUACAUGAUCAAUUAGUACCACCACAAUGGUUAUCGUUAACCGAUACCUAUUCUCAUUAAAUUCAGUUUAAACCACUGUAAUUCAAAUAUUUAUUUUAAUAUGAUUUUUAAAAUGAUGUAAUUAAUUUUGAAUUUUGUAUCGAGAUUCGUACAAGUUUUGACGAUGUGAUGUAACGUCUGCUUAAUUUACAUAGGCGAAGAUAAUUAUAUUAUCUCUGAUGAUGGUCAACUUUAAAUGUUUAAAUAAAUUCGACUUCGAGCGUUCUAAAAACGAGGAAGAGAAGGACAUCCUAAGGGACUUCAACAAGAAUAAUGGGACCUUCUAAAUAUCACGUAACAAAUUGAUCAUUUUUGAACCCUCAGUUUUUUUGUAAAAUAUAAUAAUUUUACGUUACCUUUGUUUGAGAAAAUUUGCUGGAAGCAACUGAAACAACGAAUUGACUUUAGUUCGACGGAUGACGGGUGAAACUACUGGGGAUUGAUUUGUUAUUUAUGUAAAUUUUUACGAAAAAAACAUAAAUCAAAUUAUAUUUAUUUGCGCAAUCAUCUUGUAAUGAUUCUACAGUAAGAUUAACAAAAUAUUAUCUCGUUAAUGAUAUCGGAUCAAAAAAUUUUUAAGCACUUGCUAAAAAUUUUAUUAUCAAUGGGCUAUAUCAUUGUCUGAAUGUACGGUUUUUAUCAGACACCCCGUAUGGGAAUAUUAUAAUGUACCUCAAUUUAAACUCUAGAAUUUUUACCGUGUUUCUUAUGAAUAAUUGAUAUAUACUAUAUAUUUUUUGAAAUAUUUUGUAAUAGUCAAAGAUGAAAAUAUUUUAAAUUAAAUUUUAGAUAGGUAUUAGUUCAUUUAAAUUGGCAAAAAAUAAGAGAAAUUGCCCAAAAAGCUUGCCCUAUUGAGGUUCAACGUGUAAUGUGGUGGGUUUCAGCUAUCCCUAUCAUGUACUUUCCUGGUUUUUCGCAUUUUCUAUUGAAACGGUAAGGAUUUCGCAAUAGAGAAGUUGCAUUAAUUUUUUUUUUGGCCACAAAUUCAUAUAUAAUUGAAAGAGUAAUUCAUCUAACCAUAAACUAGUUAACGCCAAAUAUUAUUAUUUAAAAAAAAAUUAUAUAUAAAAAAAGUGCUUCUGAAAUGUUCCUUCGCCUAUUUUGUGCAGAAACAUUUUGUGAGGAUUAUUUGUGAACAUAUAUACUUUUUCUGUGGUCUAAUACAAUACUGAAG
This is a messenger RNA of Chrysoperla carnea, 2539 nucleotides long. Its product is annotated as synaptotagmin-10. Lineage: Eukaryota; Metazoa; Arthropoda; Insecta; Neuroptera; Chrysopidae. Gene Ontology annotation, molecular function: clathrin binding; phosphatidylserine binding; calcium-dependent phospholipid binding. Gene Ontology annotation, biological process: cellular response to calcium ion; regulation of calcium ion-dependent exocytosis; regulation of dopamine secretion. The transcript has 6 exons. The record is from RefSeq and is a predicted model, not a curated record. Bases 31 to 1386 code for a protein of 451 amino acids.